AUGAUUGAUUCUACCACCACCACCACCACCAGCAGUAUGCGAGCACAAGCAGCAGCCAGACGGCAUUCCAAUCCUUCUCGUCCAACCAGAGCCGGCGCGUAUACUGGAUUCGGCACCUCGGCCAACUCCCCGUCCAACGCUAGACAUGACGGGCGUCCCGUUUCCGAUUUCCGACCAUCAACCUGCGAGGCGCAAAGGCGAGACACAGGAAUAAAGAAGCAAAAUGACGCUACUCCGGACGAUGCUGUACAUGCAGCUUCAUACCCGGGAUAUCUUUUCCACCCUGCGACUCAUUACAUGCAGCGCAUCCAGCUCGUUACAGUCUACCCGCCACUAUCAAACCGCCCUACUGCAGCAUUCUUGGGAAUUUGUGUUAGGCUUCUGGGGCGGCUAAUCCACAACGACCGGGUCUUGUCUGCUUUCGCGCUAGAGCAAUCGCCGGCAGCACCACUCGCGCCGCUAAAAUCUCCCGUUGCUCCCACAGGUCAAUCCGUCAAAUCGGGCCAUCCACAGAUGCACGCCCACUCCGGACCUCACUCUCUUCUACCGGCCGGUUCGAACGGAUACGGUACCUCUACUGGCGACACCAACCCCAAACCAUAUAUGUAG
This is a messenger RNA of Colletotrichum higginsianum IMI 349063, 609 nucleotides long. RefSeq lists its product as uncharacterized. Lineage: Eukaryota; Fungi; Ascomycota; Sordariomycetes; Glomerellales; Glomerellaceae. The transcript has a single exon. The record is from RefSeq and is a predicted model, not a curated record. Bases 1 to 609 code for a protein of 202 amino acids.